Thlaspi arvense is the source of this 1497-nucleotide messenger RNA. NCBI's taxonomy places the organism in Eukaryota, Viridiplantae, Streptophyta, Magnoliopsida, Brassicales, Brassicaceae. The record is from the annotation of a GenBank genome assembly.
AUGAAAAUUCGCAUCCCUGUUUAUCCUAGCUAUGAAGAAUCAGAUCUUUACAACCCUAAUAGUAGAGAGAGGAAGAACUCAUCAGAAGGCUUAGCUCAUACCAUGUCCUCCUUGCUAUGGGGAUUGACUUUAUUGGUAACCGACUUGUCCUUGAAUGUCAAGACAACCAAGGUCGCAACUGGAGUCAUGAAAAUGAUGCUAAUAGACGCCGCCCCUGGUCGCGAGGAAACUGUCUCCAUGGCCAGUGGAAGCAGCGUCGGAGUCGGUGGUUUGUUUGAGAACGCGGAGGUGACUACGAGUGGCAGACCCGUGCUUCGCCGCAAUGAGGUUGAGUGUUUCCUCCUCUCCUCCGUCGAUUUGGAUUCCGAAGAUGAUCCGCCGCGAUUCACCGCCUUGAGGUCCGGGAAUCUGAUCCUGACCACUCAUCGUCUCAUUUGGAUCCCUUCUCAAUCAAACGCAGCUGUUCCUUCUUUCAUUCCUCUCGCCGCCGUUACCCAAAUCUUUUCCCAUAAGAAAUCCAUCAAGGCUAUGUUCCAUUCGCCCCGAAUCCGAUUCCAAGCGAACCCGGGUUCGGUUGUGGUGACUCUUGUCUUCAGGGGGAAAGGGGAUUUCGAAAGCUUUCUGACGAAAUUCUGGGAAUGUUGGAGAGGCAGGGCAUGGGAGGAGGAUGAGGAGAAGAGCGAGAGCGAGACUUCCCGGUCAGAAGCUGGAACGGUUGCGCAAGGGUUAUACGGAAACGAUGGAACGGUGAGGAUGGUGGGAUUGGCUGGGAUAUUGAGGAAGGAGCAAGAACAGUGGGAGAGCACAGACAAGAGCUUGCAGGACGCUUUUCAGGAUUUGAAUGCUCUUAUGAGUAAGGCUAAAGAGAUGGUGAGUCUUGCAGAAAAAAUGCGGCAAAAGCUAUUGUCUGCUCCUAGUAGUCAGAACGGAUCAACUGAUGAUGAAAUAAUGGGGUCUAAAGAAGAAAUGCAACAAUGGAUGUUGAGCGUUGGUAUCAUCUCCCCUGUUACAAAGGAAUCUGCUGGCGCCUUGUACCAUCAAGAAUUGUCCCGCCAGUUGGCAGAUUUUGUCAGAAUCCCGUUAGAACAAGCUGGAGGAAUGAUCAGCCUUACUGAUAUGUAUUACCACUUCAAUCGUGCUCGUGGGACAGUAAUGCUGCGGAAGUUUGAUAGCGGUGUGAUGGUCAUCCAAAACAAGUCCCAUAGCGAUGAAGAGGUUAUGAGUAGAAUCAGAAUGCUGGUUACCAAAACCGAAACUCUAAGAACCGGAGUAACUGCUAGUGAUGCAGCUCUGACACUGAAGAUCGCUCCAGCAAUGGCAAAGGAACACCUACUCACUGCAGAGACGAAAGGUUUGCUGUGUAGAGACAUGAGCCCAGACGGGCUUCGAUUCUAUUUCAACCUGUUUCUCGAGAUGGAUGCAGCCAAUCUCUAUUUAGUCAAGGACUUUGGGACGUACGGUGAAUGGGUGAAAGCGGCCAGUUCGUUGUCCGCGUGA